Messenger RNA from Entamoeba dispar SAW760, 756 nucleotides. RefSeq lists its product as uncharacterized. Bases 1 to 756 code for a protein of 251 amino acids. The record is from RefSeq and is a predicted model, not a curated record. The transcript is spliced from 5 exons. NCBI's taxonomy places the organism in Eukaryota, Evosea, Mastigamoebida, Endamoebidae.
AUGAUAUCUAUUUCUGCAACACAAAAAUGCCAUGAAAAUCAUAUAGAAAUAAUUAUAUACAAACAAAUAGAUUUAGAAGAUAUUAUCAAUGUUAUAACUAUAAUCAGUAUCAACAAAAUAAUAGCCAUAAUCACUUUAAUAAUAAUUAUCAUAUUUAUAAAUACAAUAGUACAUUCUCAAAUAAUCACAACUAUAAUAAAAAGAAAAGUAAUUAUUAUAACCACAAAUACUAUAAUACAGGUAAAAUUUUUAAUCAAUAUUAUCAUGAGAAUAAACAAUGUAAAAGAUAUAGAAACAAAAGAUAUUACAAGAAAAGACAAUGAAGGAAAGACAAAAGAAAAUAAGAAAAUAAUACAAGAAAUGGUGAAGAGAUUUGAAGAGAUAGAAAAAAUAGUGAAAGAAAGAAAGAAAGAAGAAAACAACGAAAUAGAAAGAAUAAAGAGUAAAUACCAGAUAGAAAAACAGAAAGAAGAAAAUGAUAAGAUCGAAAUAAUAAAAGAAAAUUCAAUUAUCAAACCAUCAGAAGAAAAAGAAAACAAGGUCAAUGAAGAAAAUAUCAAAGAUGUAAAUUUUAACAAAUUGAAGAAGAAAACAAUAUCACUGACAAAAACAGAAACACUAAAGAAGAGAAGUGGAUCGAGUGGAAUAAUUAUAGAAGAGAAGAAAAUGAGUAAUUCGAAUCAAGAGAGAAGAAUUACUAAGAAUGACAUUAGAAGAACUAGAAGACAAAUUGGAGAGAAUAUCAAUAUAGAAUAA